Molecule: messenger RNA, 728 nt
Organism: Brassica oleracea var. oleracea
Lineage: Eukaryota; Viridiplantae; Streptophyta; Magnoliopsida; Brassicales; Brassicaceae
Exons: 2
Coding region: 131-625 (164 amino acids)
Biological process (GO): regulation of gene expression
Cellular component (GO): peroxisome
Molecular function (GO): RNA nuclease activity
Source: RefSeq, a predicted model, not a curated record
AAGAUGGAGGUAAAAACACUAGAAUAAAAAAACACCCACUCCUUUUAUCGACAGCCACAAAUCUAACCCUAGAAUUCCCCCUUCCUCCUUGUCUGAGUCUAAUAAGUUCCGAUCCAUAUACGUCGAAACCAUGGUCGUCCAUGGUUGGACAGGCGUCUUCUGGGACAUGGAUGACUUCCCACUCCCUCCUGGUCUCGAUGUAGAUCAGUUUGUUAAGAAUGUCGAGUUAGCUAUAUCGAAUGCGGGCGCUCUUGGUGAAGUGGAGUUCUUUGCUUAUGGUAGUUCGGAUUCCUUUGAUUAUGGUCGAUAUCUCGAGUCCAUGUCCUUCACUCCAGCUAAAGUUGUCGGUAAACGUUCAAGGUUUUAUCGUUUGGUACAUCGCAUGCUUAACUGGGUUCACAAACGUCAACAGUAUGGAGGCAAAAAAAAUUUGUUGGUAAUUGCAAAGGCUAUGCCAGGGGAAGAUAACAUUAACCUGAUCAGUUUUCUUGACGAAAUGAUUGAUAGAUAUCAUAAUGUUUUCACAGUAGUUCCUGAUGGGUGCUUCUUACCUGAAAAUUUUGAUUAUCCUGAGCCAAUUUUAGCUUGGGAAUGGUUAGCUUUAUGUUAUGGAAGAGAGUCCUGAAAACGUUCUUCAACUUGCUUUGGGCAUGCCUGAAAACAUUGCUUUGGGCAUGCCUGAAAACGUUCUUCAACUUAUAGAUAGCAUGGCUGGCCCGUUUCUCCCA